Molecule: messenger RNA, 2637 nt
Organism: Trichomonas vaginalis G3
Lineage: Eukaryota; Parabasalia; Trichomonadida; Trichomonadidae
Product: organellar and viral DNA polymerase type B
Exons: 1
Coding region: 1-2637 (878 amino acids)
Source: RefSeq, a predicted model, not a curated record
AUGACUAUUGCUGCAUAUGCGUAUGAAACAAAUGAAGCAAGAAGAGCACAUGAACUAGUAAACGAAAACUCAACUUUAACCAUUGAAGGCAAUGAUUUAGUCAUUGACGAUGGAAAAACUAAAAAAGUCAUUGAUUUCGAUACUUUUAACACUUAUGACCCAUUCAUUACAACAAGCAAGGUUCCCAUCAUAAAUGAUGGAACGGUGCAAUAUAUAAAUUCUACAGUAGAUGCCUCAAUAGUGAAAGUAUUAAAUGUUCUCAUUGAAUUGUUAAAGAGCUUUCGAUUUGACGACAACAUUAAAUGCCUAAAGAAUUUAGUCAUGAAUGAGAAACAAAUUCUCGGCGUUGCUGGUAGCAGUAAUGAUGUACACCUUAUGACAUUAGAAUAUUAUAACGAACAUAAAGAUGAACUGAAAGGAGAGAAGGGUGACACCGGACCUCAAGGACCACAAGGAAUACAAGGAAUACAAGGAAUACAAGGACCUCAAGGCGAAAACGGUUUGGAUGGUGAAGAUGGAAAGGAUGGAAAAACUGCUAAAUCAUGGAUAUGGAACCUUAUAAAUACUGGUUUAACAGCUGCUUCAUAUGGAGUUCUUCAAUACCAAAUCGGAAAGAUAUGGGCAGUACUUGGUGAAGAAGUUUUAGAUGACGUUAAAAAUGCUUUGAACUUCAUUUCAAAUGGUUCGGAUACUAUUAAAACUUUAUCUGGUUGGAUGCAAGAAACAAGGAGUCAAAUAGAUACUGUAAGACGUAUAGCAAACAAUGCACGUACGGGAUUGGAUACUUUACGAGAAGCACAAAAUACACUAAAGGAAGCAAAUGAUAUUCUUGGCUCAGUAUCAGACAUGCAUGAAGAUUGGCUUAAAGGUAUUGACAAAUCUUUAAAAAAUCACAGUCAGUCUAUUGCUGACUACAAGAAAAGUAUAGAUUUUUUACAUAGUGCUAUGGACGUACAUGAUGGAAGCAUAAGGAACUUACUUAAUGCUAACAAUAACUUACCAGGAACUAUUAAAGCAUUUAUAAAGUCCUUUGUAAAACCCGGUGCUCUAACAUUUAGGUCUUUGAGAGCAAGAGCAUUGAAGUCAAGAGAUGCAGAAACUCCAACAGAAACUCCAGAAGAACCACCAAAACCAACAGCUAAUGAAAUAUUGUUCGAAUAUUUUCCAAGGUACUCUGUUCUCAUUGCAUACAUUCAAGAAAUACUUAAGAAAGCAGACUUGACUUUAGGAGAUGAUGAAAGUUCUGUAUAUCUUUCGUUCCAGUUUCAAAUAGCAGAACUUUUGAGACAGAUAUGCUUAAUGUAUGACAACAUCUCUGAUUUCACAAGAUAUUAUGACGACCAUGACCCCGAACACGGUGAAGAAGAAGUUUUACAAACAUCCAUUAAGACAGGAAAGGUUUUAACUCAAAGUCUCAUUAUUGACACCAAAGAUGGCGAAGUGGACGUUCUUCAAGAGCUGAAGAAAAAUACUUCUUCGGGAGGUGGUGGUAGGCAUGAACUUGAAAUAAAUGAGAUAGAAGAGAAAUUAGCCGAAAAAGCAGAUAAAAACCAUGUUCAUUAUAUAAGUUCAGACGAACAGAUUAUAACGGACUACCAUGGAUAUUUAACACGAACUGAAGAAGAAGUGAAGACAAAAGAUGUUAAUGAAAGAAGAUAUAAAUACAUUCGUGCUAAAGGUUAUGACAUAAGCUGUACUGUACAGUAUGACACGGGUAAAGCACCAGAAGCAUUUAGUUAUAACGAUGAAAUUUAUGCCUCUACUUUCUCUGUUAACGGUGUAUUAGUUGAACCAAGAUUUACAUUGAGAGUUAAGACAAAAAUAACCGUUGAAGAUGCUAUUAAAAGUAAAGCUGACAAAGAUGAACUCGAAGCAAUGAACAAAGUUUUGAAAUCUCAUAAACACAACAUCUCCGAUAUAAAUGAACUUCAAGCUACAUUAGACAGUAAAGCCGACAAGAACCAUACACAUAAAUCCUUCACUACUGUUAGAGCAGACGACAUAAUAUUGAACUAUACCCUUGGUUCAAGUGCACCUUUAGAGAAUCCAAGUACAAGCGUAAAAGAUACACUAAACUCCUUAAAUAACAAAUGUAUGAACAUUGAAGGUCAUGCCAGAAACUUUGAAACACAUGAACUACCAGCAAUGUUAGACAAAAAAGCAGACAAAACAGAGCUUCAAACAUUAAAGACAGAAAUACUUCAAACAUUAUAUCCUAUAGACUCUAUUUAUACGUCAAUGAACUCAACAAAUCCAGCAAGUGUUUUAGGUUUUGGUACGUGGAAGCAGAUUGUAGACAAAUUCUUAUACUGUGCUAGAUAUUCAAAGCAAACAGGAGGUUCGAAGAAAAUUAAAGAAGCAAACCUUCCACCACACACUCAUACAGGAACUACAAACACAACAGGUAAUCAUUCACAUUCAAUAACAAAAAGAGGUUAUACAAAUCUUGCAGCAGGUUCGGAUAGACAGGGAAUGAAUAGAUAUGAUAUCUCAGAUGACCCAGUAGAUUCAAGCGCAGGUAUUUUCUGUGGAACCACAGGAAAUCAUUCACACACUUUCACAACAAAUCCAACAGGCUCGGGUGCAGAUUAUAUGCCACCAUUUGUGACUGUAUUUGCAUGGUACCGCGUUCAAUGA